Molecule: messenger RNA, 1154 nt
Organism: Brassicogethes aeneus
Lineage: Eukaryota; Metazoa; Arthropoda; Insecta; Coleoptera; Nitidulidae
Source: the annotation of a GenBank genome assembly
GUCAAUUUUGGCAUAAUGCAGAAAAAUAAUGGAUAAAAAUAAAAACAUCUACAAUUUAAAAAAUGUGAACGAUAUAAGACAGUCGCUAAAAAAUAUAAAUUUGUGUUACUCAAGUCUAGGCCUGAACAUCAAAGAUCUGAAAUCCGUUUGUACUAGAUAUCCAAGUAACUUUUGUAGAAAUAUUUGUAUUUACUCUUUAUUAGUUUUAAUAUUAUGUAUUUUAUUGCAAUACAAUGUAAUUGGUGGGGUGUUUAAUUACUUUCUGGGUGUUAGAUGUGUUUUACGUAAUAAUUAUAUUAUAUGGGAAGCCACUAGACCUUUAUCCAAUUGUGAAUUUUGCAAAAACUUAUCUGAACCUAUAGUAUUACAAAAUGUUAGCAGGAAAGAGUUUGAGUACUAUGCUUAUACCUCAAAGCCUAUUUUAAUUAAAAAGGCUUUUUUACACUGGCCUGCAAGAAAGGUGUUUGAUUUACAGUUUUUCAAAAAUCUCUAUUUAAGCAUUAAUGAGUCAUAUACAAGUGUAGAUGAAGAGUGCCAAUUUUUACAUUUUAAGUCAAAUUUUAUUUCUAUUAAAGAUGUUUUUAAUAUGUCUGAACUGAGGGUUAAAAAUGCCCAAGGUGCAACUUCUUGGUAUGUGGGAUGGGGUAAUUGCCAUCCUAUCAUUCUCCAAGAAAUGAGAAAGUAUUAUCCUAAACCACAUUUCUUGCCAGAUGAUUGUGAAAUUCCAUCAAAAGAAUAUGUGUUCAUGGGAUACGAUGAUGGAGCUACAAUGCAUCUUGAUUUUAUUAAUAGAUUAAUGUGGCAGGCUCAAUUAAAAGGUACUAAAACAUGGAAUCUUUUACCUCCUCCAGAAUGUGAAGAAAUUUGUCACCCAUUAAAUUUUGUUGCAGAGCCAGGAGAUGCUGUACUUGCUGAUACCAGAGUGUGGUACCAUGGAACAAAGAUAAAAAAUGGAGAAUUUAGUGUUUCAGUUCAGUCAGAAUAUGGAUAAAAUUAAGCAAAAUGCUUUAUUUUAUAAGAAUUUUAUAUCUGUAGCAAUUAGUUACCUAAGUUUUAAUUUUUCAUAUUUAUGACUAGUCAUUUUAUUUGUACAAAAACUACAAACUAACCAAUGCAGUUACCAAAACUAGUAUUAUAGUGCCAUUAUAUCCAGA